Molecule: messenger RNA, 2699 nt
Organism: Hymenoscyphus albidus
Lineage: Eukaryota; Fungi; Ascomycota; Leotiomycetes; Helotiales; Helotiaceae
Source: the annotation of a GenBank genome assembly
CACGACUCCACGACUCCACGACCCCUCAUCCUCAUUAAUAAUUCUCAUCCUUAUCGCUCCUCGACGGUCAGAUUACCGGCAAUAUAUAAAUUGAGCGGUUGCAAGCGAUCCCUUGCCGUCCCUUGCCGUCCCUUGCCGUCCCUUGCCGUCCCUUGCAAUGGCUCACAAAUGUCAGGACCCGGGGGAGAUUCCUGCUUUGGCGUCGGACAGAUGUUAUCAAUUCCAAACCCACCUUAUCAUUUCCCAACCCAACGCCAUAAAAAUGUCUCUCAACCACGCCUCAAUCCAGCAGCAUAGAAUUUCUUCUGUUCCUUCGUUUUCCGUUCCCUGCCCCCACGCGCUCUUUAUACCGGACGGCGCCGUCGAGAUACGAUCAUCCGUUCAGCUUCCGACUAUGUAGGAGUAUGUAAGAAGUAUUGUAUCUUCUGCAUGCAUUGCUUCUUCUGAAUGGCGGAUGAUCACUCUCGCUUGGAGCAAUAGGACCGAUCCCAUUUCCCUGUCCGUUUUCCACCUUUCCAGCCCCGCAGGUACUGUACCCCUCCAUGCUCCUUGACAUUUACCCCGCCAUCAUCCUGGACUUGGUUGGGAUGGGAAUCCCAUUGGUCCGGUAGUCUGACUUUUGAUUCAUCCUCUUCGUCUCGGGUGGAUCUUUUGGUACAUCGAUACCCCCUCAAUGUCGAUUUAUAUUUUUCCGUUGUUCGUAUGUUGAAGAGGAAAGUCUUCUGGGUAUUGAGAAAUUGAAAAGUUUGUUUCUUGCGGAUAUGAGAGGUCUCGUUGGUUUUAUAGUUGAAGUGGUUUCUGUAUAUACUUUUCUGCAUGUUUAUAUCUUGUUUCCUUGACGAAAAUCACAAUCAUUCAAAAUGAAUUUGAGACAUACCCUCUACCUCCUCCUAACCUGUCUCUCUCUAACCACCUCCACAAUACUACAAAACGGUCAAGUUCGAGAAACAAACUACCCAGACACAAAAAUCGACGCCUCACUCUACAACUUCCAAUCCUUUCCCCCAAACAGCACAGAACUAUCCUACAAAGGCCGCUGGGACUCUAAAUACAUAAGCUGGUGGUCGUCAGUCUCCCUCUCCCUCUCCCCUCUCCCAUCUCCCCAUAUAAACCACCAAUCCUCACAUCCCCCCAAACCAAGAAAAAACUAAAAGCAAACCAGAGCACCCGGCCUCAAAUUCGGCUUCACAGGAGACACAGUCGCCAUAACCUUCGGCAACCACACCUCAAACGGCGUCCUAAUAGCCUACCGCCUCUCCGACCUCGACUGGCAAUUCACAAACAUCUCCACCUCCUCAACGCACCUCCUCAUCUCCCCCUCCACCCCCGGAAUCAACACCACCUACCCCAUCAACCCCCACACCCUCGAGCUCCGCAUAACCAACUGGGCCUACGGCCUCCAAAUCUCCUCCAUCCACCUCGCUCCCUCCGCCUCCCUCAUUGCCCUCCCCAACUACGGCAGGAAGAUCGAGGUGAUUGGCGACUCGCUGUCCGCGGGGNAAUCUCCUCCAUCCACCUCGCUCCCUCCGCCUCCCUCAUUGCCCUCCCCAACUACGGCAGGAAGAUCGAGGUGAUUGGCGACUCGCUGUCCGCGGGGGAUCUCGCGACGCUCGAAGGACUAUCUAGCUACGCCUUUGGGCUAGGCGAGGGCAUCGGCGAGACGGAAUAUAGUAUCACGGCGUAUCCGGGGGUGUGCGCCGCGGAUCGCCAGUGUUGGGGGAAUGCGAGGGGGAUGGUGUGGCAGUGGUGGUAUACUUCUGAUACGUCGCCGCGAGCGGGGGAGUUGUAUGGGGGGGAGCCUGAGAGCUGGGAUUUUGGGAGGGAGGAGGAGGCGGAUGUGGUGGUGAUUUGUUUGGGGACUAAUGAUGCGAAUGAGCAUAAUCAGGUGAGUUUUGAAUCAAGGGGUUUGGGGUGUGAAAUUGGAAAAGGGGGAUGUGUGCUAAUUCCCGGCAGGUUAGCGAGGAGGAGUUUGUGGAUGCGUAUCGGAGGUUGAUUAUGGGUGUUAAGGGCGUGUGGCCUGGGACGAAGAUUGUGAUAGUUGUAAGUGUCUACCUAGCUAUGUUCUUCCCAAUCCCUUCCUUCGUGCUCCAAUCAAGAAAGCAAAAGCUCCGCAGGAAAUUUCGAGAUUUGAAGUGAAAUCAAGGUAUGGUAGAGCUAACAAUCUCAGUCCCUCUGGAACGGCUUCUACGCCAAUGGAAACUCCUACGCUCAAGCCGGUGGUAAGAUUCCCUCCCAUCCCCCAUCUCCCUCCUAAAACCUAACACCACCCUCCCCCAGCAUUCACACAACCCCUCCACACCCUCUACACCACCUUCAACACCCCCUCCUACCUCCAGAAUCCCAUGCUCUACAACCACACCACCAACAGCACCUACACCACCAACACCCCAUUCGAGCCUUUCGUCUACUACUUCAACACCACCGGCAUCCUAAACCACAACGACAUCUCGCCUCUCUACCACCCGACGGAUUUCGGUCAUGUGAAAGUUGCGUCCCAUUUGAUGGCUUUCUUUAGAUGGGUGCUGGGGUGGGAGUUGAGGAACGGGGGACGGAUGGUGCAGAGUGGGACGGAGUAUUGGAAUGAUGUUGGGGAGUAUUAGGGUUGAGAGAGGGGGGAGGGGUGGAUUAUGGAGAGGAGUGAAGGAAAGAGUUGGGAGGGGAGGUUCUUAUUUCCGUCCUAUACUGUACCUAUAUCUAAG